Molecule: messenger RNA, 939 nt
Organism: Diceros bicornis minor
Lineage: Eukaryota; Metazoa; Chordata; Mammalia; Perissodactyla; Rhinocerotidae
Product: olfactory receptor 6C75-like
Exons: 1
Coding region: 1-939 (312 amino acids)
Biological process (GO): G protein-coupled receptor signaling pathway
Cellular component (GO): membrane
Molecular function (GO): G protein-coupled receptor activity; olfactory receptor activity
Source: RefSeq, a predicted model, not a curated record
AUGAGAAAUUACACAGAAGUAAGAGAAUUUAUUCUUCUUGGAUUGACAAAUGACCCACAGUGGCAGGUUGUAUUUUUCCUGUUUUUACUUGUUACCUACGUGCUAAGUGUGACUGGGAACCUGAUCAUUAUCAUUCUCACCCUUUCAGAUCCCCAUCUGCAGACUCCGAUGUAUUUCUUCCUUCGUAACUUCUCAUUCCUAGAAAUAUCAUUCACGUCUGCCUGCAUUCCCAGAUUCCUUGUCACUAUAGUGACGGGUAACAGAACCAUUUCCUAUAGUGGUUGUGUGGCUCAGUUAUUUUUUUUCUUCUUCUUGGGAGUGACAGAAUUUUAUCUUCUGGCCGCCAUGUCCUAUGACCGCUAUGUGGCCAUCUGCAAACCUCUGCAUUACACCACCAUCAUGAGCAGCAGAGUCUGUAUCCUUCUCGUCUUUAGCUCAUGGCUUGCAGGAUUCCUGAUCACCUUUCCACCAAUAACCCUGCUGCUGCAGUUGGAUUUCUGUGCCUCCAAUAUAAUUGACCAUUUUAUCUGUGACUCUUCUCCAAUUCUGCAGCUUUCUUGCACAAACACUCGCUUUCUAGAACUCAUGGCAUUUGUUUUAGCUGUGGUAACACUCAUGGUCACCUUAACACUGGUUAUUCUCUCCUACACAUACAUCAUCCGGACAAUUCUGAGAAUUCCUUCCACGAGUCAAAGGAAAAAAGCCUUUUCCACAUGUUCCUCCCACAUGAUAGUUGUCUCCCUCUCGUACGGUAGCUGCAUCUUCAUGUACAUUAAGCCUUCUGCAAGGGAAAGAGUUUCUUUAAGCAAAGGAGUAGCUGUGCUCCAUACCUCAGUGGCUCCUCUCUUGAAUCCUUUCAUAUAUACACUAAGAAAUCAGCAAGUGAAGCAAGCCUUCAUGACGUUGGUCCAGAGAAUGGUCUUGUCUUCAAAUAAAUGA